AUGCUGCCUCAUUCAUUGGAGGCGGAGUCCGACGCAAGCGCAGACUGCUUUUUGCCGGGCAGUUGCGCCUGCGUCCAUGUCCGUGUCCCAGAACACCUGCGAGGGGUCAUCGAAGAGCUGCCGAUGCUCGGAAGCUUCAAAGAACCGUCAGAAGCCGAGUGCUCUUGGAACCUGCCCGGCUUUCGUGAGCGCUGUCGUGACGUGCCCGUCGGUGUUGCGCUCUUCCCGGGUUACGAGAUGCACGUCUGGCACCUGAAGAAUCUCAACGGCUUUCUGAAGCUAGUCUCCACGUCGCCACAGAAUCUAGAAGACCAAGUGGCAAGAAAGAGGAUGCUAAGUGGAAUGGGCCGAGGGAAUGUACACAUGCUUGUUCGGAAGACAACCCGGAAAAGUGCACUGCACAUACUGGGUCUCGUGUAG
This is a messenger RNA of Symbiodinium necroappetens, 420 nucleotides long. Lineage: Eukaryota; Dinophyceae; Suessiales; Symbiodiniaceae. The record is from the annotation of a GenBank genome assembly.